This is a messenger RNA of Crotalus tigris (Tiger rattlesnake), 846 nucleotides long. RefSeq names its product succinate dehydrogenase complex assembly factor 2 (gene SDHAF2). Gene Ontology annotation, cellular component: mitochondrion. Gene Ontology annotation, biological process: protein-FAD linkage; tricarboxylic acid cycle; mitochondrial respiratory chain complex II assembly. NCBI's taxonomy places the organism in Eukaryota, Metazoa, Chordata, Lepidosauria, Squamata, Viperidae. The transcript has 4 exons. The record is from RefSeq and is a predicted model, not a curated record. The coding region runs from base 190 to 657 and encodes 155 amino acids.
AUACCAAAACUUACUAUUUGGCUCCCUUUCCGGCGGCGUUCGACAAGUUGCCGUUCGAACGCUAUCGAAUUAAGACGCAUGCGCGACCAGCUCUAUGGCUAGCUGGAGAAAGCAAACGCAUCCUGGUUCGCGUUACCUGUAUGUCUAUGGUCGAGAGCGAAUGAUAGAGUAGCUCGGGGAGAAAGCAGGAUGGCAGCUCUAAUGGUUCGGCGUGUCUUGCUGCUGCCCGGCUGUCUCUUCCGCUUGCCCAAGUGUGGGUACCGCGGGGAUUCUCCGCCUGACUCUGGGAAGGACCUGCUGGAGAUCCCGCUCCCACCCUGGCAGGCUCGGCCGCACGAGCCCCUGGCGAACAAGCGCGCGAGGCUCUUAUACGAGAGCCGCAAGAGAGGCAUGUUGGAGAACUGCCUGCUGCUCAGUCUAUUUGCCAAAGAGAAUCUGAAUCAAAUGAAUGAACAACAACUGGACCUUUAUGACCGACUCAUAAAUGAGCCUAGCAAUGAUUGGGACAUAUAUUCCUGGGCAACAGAAACAAAGCCUGCUCCAGAAAUCUUUGAGAAUGAAAUUCUACAGAUGCUUAGAGAAUUUACUAAAAACAAGAAUAAAGAGAAGAGACUACGGCCACCAGAUCUGGAGUAUCUUGCCGAAGGCUCCCACUGAUCUUGUCUGUAUUUCCAUAAAUGCCCAGUUUGGAGAAUCCUUUAAAAUCAUAUUUGUGCUUCAUGGGCUCCUCUUAAAAUACUUUAUGCCUAAUCUGUGAAUUCUCAUAUAAAUAGCCAUUUUUCCUUAUUGUACUGCUCUGUAAUAAAGCUGUUUUUUUCUUGAAAGAAGGACUGAAACACACAUUAA